GGGUGAGCCGGCCAUUGAGUUCAUGUCGUUGGAGUAGUUCUGCGAGAUGGUGGGAGACAGGACCCCGGACUGGAACGCUGCACUCACUGCGUCAUGCUCGUCCAGGAGCUGCUGCAGCGCGCGGAUGUACUCCACGGCAGAUCUCAAGGUCUCCACUUUGCUCAUCUUCUUGUUCGCCGCGCCGUUGGGGACGUGUUCUCGGAGCGUGGCGAAGCCGUUGUUGACGAGCUUCACCCGGUUCCGUUCCCUCUCGUUGCGCCGAGCCACAGCGUGCGGUUGCUGUUGCGGCAGGCUGUAGCCGAAGCCUGCGAAGUUGAGCCUUCUCUUGCAGCGCAGCAGCUCCGGGGAGGACGAGCGCUGGCGUUUGACCGGCUUGACCGCCGAUUUGCUGCUGCACGGGCUGCCGGUCGGGCUGAGCUGGAUGCUCUGGGAAGCCGUGGCGAAGAAGCACGCGGGUGGCAUGAACUGCUGCUGGUUAAUGCUUAUUUCCAUCUUCGCCGUGAUGUCCAUUCCGUGACGAGCAGACAAAAACCGGAGUUUGCGGCAGUGCUGAAAGAAACGGUGCGGUUUGGGAGUGCCCAGUGGCCGCGCGUCGCGCUCGUGGCGUUCACGUGUGGCUUUAUGCGCUCGCGCUUGCGGUUUUGUAUGGGCAGCGUGGCGUGGACUCCAGCCUGGCGAACCCUCCGACCUGCUCUGAGACGUGAGAGGGUGGCAGCAGGCCUUUUCAAUACACUGGCAGCCCCACGCGCUCCCACUGACCACGCCUCCACUUGUAUUCUCCUCGAGCUGCGACGCGGCUGCAAUGCGUACGCCGGGCGCGUGCCGCUCCUGCCACUGAAUAAACAACUUGCUGAUUCUAUGUACCUAGAAGAGAAAAGCAACAAACCCGGCAUCCUGUCUUAUAUCUUCUCCCUGAAAGAGGAGGUGGGGGCCCUGGCUAAAGCCCUCAGGCUGUUUGAGGACAAAGGGAUCAACCUGACGCAUAUCGAGUCACGUCCAUCCCGCAUAAACAAGCACGAGUACGAGUUCUUCAUCAGUCUGGACUCGGCCUGCUCCAAAGACCUGGACGAGGCCAUCAGGAGCCUACGGGAACAGAUCAGCGGCCAAGUGCACGAGCUGACACGCAACAAGCAGAAAGACACAGUGCCGUGGUUCCCCACUCACAUCCAGGAUCUGGACCGGUUCGCCAACCAGAUUCUGAGCUAUGGAUCUGAACUGGAUGCCGAUCACCCUGGCUUCAAGGACCCAGUGUACCGGGCCCGACGAAAGGAAUUUGCUGACAUUGCCUACAACUACAGACACGGCCAGCCCAUCCCGCGGGUGGAGUACACGGAGGAGGAGCGUGCCACCUGGAGCACCGUGUUCAGGGAGCUGAAGACUCUCUACCCAACACACGCCUGCCAUGAGCACAACCGUGUGUUUCCACUGCUGGAGAAGUACUGCGGUUACCACAAGGACAACAUCCCACAGCUGGAAGAUGUUUCCAAAUACCUGCAGUCAUGCACUGGUUUCCGCAUCCGUCCUGUGGCUGGCCUUCUGUCUUCUCGAGACUUCCUGGCUGGUCUGGCCUUUAGGGUGUUCCACUCCACCCAGUACAUUCGCCACAACUCCAAACCCAUGUAUACACCUGAGCCGGACGUCUGUCAUGAACUGUUGGGUCACGUACCUUUGUUUGCAGACCUGAGUUUCGCACAGUUCUCACAGGAAAUUGGCCUGGCUUCCCUCGGGGCGCCGGAUGAGUACAUUGAGAAGCUCGCUACGGUCUACUGGUUCACUCUGGAGUUCGGACUUUGCAGGCAGGGAAACGACCUCAAGGCCUACGGAGCGGGCUUGCUCUCAUCAUUUGGGGAGCUGAAAUACUCACUGACUGACACGCCCAAGAUCCUGCCGUUUGAGCCGGAGAAGACGUGCUUGCAGAAGUACCCCAUCACUGAGUUCCAGCCGGUCUACUUCGUGGCCGACAGCUUCGAGGAUGCCAAACAGAAAGUCAGGAGGUUUGCAUCCAUCAUCCCUAGACCGUUCUUUGUGCGUUACAAUGCUUAUACUCAGAGCAUUGAGGUUCUGGACAGCACACAGCAACUGCAAAACCUGGCUGAAAGCAUCAGCGGUGAGAUGGGAAUUCUGUGCAGUGCUCUGCAGAAGAUGGAAUAGGACAGCAAGACAGCUGCAAGACCUUUCCCAAUGCUUGGGGGACGGAAGUGGUGUGGAAGUGGUUAAAUUUUUGUGCAGGAACGUAAAUGCUUUUCAAAUAAAGUUUUAAAGGUGCCAUAGACUCACACAGAGCAACAAGGUGGAAGCGUGAGAGAGAGUGAGAAAGAGAAAGGGAGAGCCAGAGAGGGAGAGGGAGAGAGAAAGAGAGAGAGAGAGAGAGAGAGAGGAGGGGGGGAGAGGGUUGAGUAUGCAAAUUUUCGUAAUGUAUUCUUGUAGAUAAUAUGUAUAGUCUAGCAUCUUAGGGUUAUCUUCACUUUCUAGGUCCAAAUACCUGUAGUAGUUUUUAGAAUAAUAACCAAAGUUUGGUAAUAACAAUUUAUGUUACUCGGUUAAAUGUUCUCUAGUUAAUUUUUUGACCUUUUUGAAGUAAUUACCUUUAAGAAGAUUUACUUUCUUAACCAUAAAAUGCCGUUUUUUAUUAGAGCGUUUUACUGUUCUGUUACUACAGUGGCACACUGCAUUUCUAAUGUUCUAACGUACUCUAACAUAAAUUCGUAUCUUUUACUCUCUAUUCCUGGCCUUUAGUAAAUGUUCAGUCUGUCACGGCUAACAGUGGAUAGAACAUUUCAGUCCUUUCGAAAAUAAAUUGGGGCGGAAAAAAGAAGAUUCAGAAGAAAUAAAGAGGAGUUUAUGGUUAGCGUUUAUGGCUAAUUUAACGGUAUAUAUCCAAGCUAUGUUCUUCCUGCGUUUAUUUCAGGGAAGCGGUUAUACUCAUCAUUAAAGACUCAUAAUUAUAUAUUUUAUCUAGCUAUAAUUGAGUUGGGUGAGCCAUUAAAUAAGCAGAUUUAAAUUUAAAUGUCCUCUAUUAUAUACACUAGCAAGCAGCUUUGGCUACACGGCGCUAACGAAUCGGUCAAUAUUAACUACUCCGAGAGUAAAUAAAGCAGUGACUCCCUACAAGAUCAUCUCACUGUUUAAUAAUCGUGUGGAAUUACGCCGAAUCUUACACGACACCGUUCCACCGAGUUUCCUUUUCAUUUUAGCUUGCUAAAGUUUUCUGUUUGUAUAGCCUGUUUUGUUUAGUCGGGAAUGAUCACAACUAAAAUUGUAAUGAAUUAGUGCAUGCUUUUUAUUUCAA
Electrophorus electricus (electric eel) is the source of this 3289-nucleotide messenger RNA. The record is from RefSeq and is a predicted model, not a curated record. Lineage: Eukaryota; Metazoa; Chordata; Actinopteri; Gymnotiformes; Gymnotidae.